UCAACAAACAAAAUUAGGAGGGAAAGGGAAAAACUCGGAAAACAGGAAACCGGGAAAACCCUCCAAAACCAAAAUCCACCACUUUCCCAAAUUUCUUGAAUUUCAAGCACUUCCCCCGAAAACCCCAAAAUCCUUAAAAACAAAAAACCAAAAAUUUUGUUUUGGGUCCUCUUCUCCGCCUUCACCCAAAUUCUCAAACCCAAAAAACGCUUUCAAUUUUUUUGCCCCACAGCGCGCAAAACUCAAUUUUUUUCGAAAUCACAUUUCAAUGGCGGCAUUCUUCCCACCCACAUCUCCUACUUAGACCCUCCUUCUUUCCAUUUCUUCCUCACUCCCAUUUGUAUCUUCCUCCUCUGUCCCACAGUCUCCAGCGAGAGAGAGAAGAGGAAGGGAAAAAUAGUGAGUGUUUUUAUUGAUUUGUUUCAUUGCGAUGGCGGACAAAGAGAACUGUAUGAGGGUUACUCGCUUGGCGAAGAAACGGGCUGCGGAGGCAAUUUCUGCUUCUGUGAAGCAGCAAAGGCCUAACAAGAAAAGGGUUGUCUUGGGUGAGCUUAAGAGUUUGUCUUCUAAUGUUCCCUCUGAGCCUAAGAAGGAGCAAAAAUGUAGCAAGCCUACGAGGAAAGUGGUUUCCAAAGAGGCUGUCGAGGUUAAAGAGAAGAUUGUUGAAGACCCUUUGAUUGAUAUUGAUGCCCAAUCGGAUGACCCGCAAAUGUGCAAAGAUUAUGUUUCGGAGAUUUAUGGCUAUCUUCACAGAAUGGAGAUGGAAGAACACAGAAGACCAUUGCCUGAUUAUCUGGAGAAGGUUCAGAGGGAUGUAACUGCUAACAUGAGAGGGAUCUUGGUAGAUUGGUUGGUUGAAGUUGCAGAGGAAUAUAAGCUUCUAUCAGAUACCCUCUACCUAACUGUUUCCUACAUUGAUAGAUUUUUAUCCAAAUACACUAUCACAAGGCAAAAGCUUCAGCUUCUUGGUGUUUCUUCCAUGCUCAUUGCCUCGAAGUAUGAGGAGAUUACUCCUCCCCAUGUGGAAGAUUUUUGCUACAUCACUGAUAAUACAUACACAAGACAAGAUGUGGUGAAGAUGGAGUUUGAUAUACUCAACUUCCUCAAGUAUGAAAUGGGAAAUCCCACACCCAAAGUUUUUCUUAGAAGGUUCACAAGGGUAGCCAGAGAAGACUACAAUAAUCCUGAUUUGCGAUUGGAGUUCUUGGGAUACUACUUAGCUGAGUUAAGUUUACUGGAGUAUGCCUGUGUGAAAUUCCUGCCUUCUUUGAUAGCUGCUGCUGUUGUGUUUCUCUCAAAGUUUACUCUCAAUCCAGAAGUGAUCCCUUGGGUAAGAAAGGGUAUUUGUUUAGGUUCAUACUUGUGUACUUUUAAGUCUGGAAGUACUUCCUUCUCGUUCCACGUUUCAUAUGAAUGUUUUACUGAUUACUCUUCAUUGAUGUUGAUAGAAUGCCGCAUUACAACGUUAUACUGGAUACAAAGCAGCAGAUUUGAAGGAGUGUGUCCUAAUCUUACACGAUUUGCAAUUGAAAAGGAGGGGACAGGCAUUGGUGGCUGUGAGAGAAAAGUACAACCAACAUAAGUUCAAAUGUGUAUCAACAUUGCUUUCACCCCCACGGAUACCAAAUGCAUAUUUUGGUUAACAGAGUAGUUUGGCAGAAAUGUGAUGGUCUACCCUUUGAAGCCUUGAAUGGACAUUCGAGAGAAUGUGGAUAAGCUUUUGAUAGAAGUUUGUACCUUGUUGCUGGAUCAGCUACAUUGAUGCAGUUCAGAGGAUGGAUUUCUUAACUGAUCUAAUUAGCUUGGUUGCUACUCUAUUUUUUCUUACAAAGACCUGAAAUUUGUUCCAGUAGAGGAGUAGAAUAUUAACUUCAUAGUUGAUAUGACAUCUAGAAAGUUGUUUGUAAGUGGCUUGUAAUCAUGUUGCAUUUUGCCUAGCUACUAGUAGUACACACAAGUGUGCUUGAACGCUUGUAUCCCAAGAUCCGAAAUGUUAAAAAUGGUAUUUUAAAUCAUCUCUUACUAGUACAAAUGAAAUAUAUCAGAUUUGAAACUUAAAUCUGU
Oldenlandia corymbosa var. corymbosa is the source of this 2064-nucleotide messenger RNA. NCBI's taxonomy places the organism in Eukaryota, Viridiplantae, Streptophyta, Magnoliopsida, Gentianales, Rubiaceae. The record is from the annotation of a GenBank genome assembly.